Neohortaea acidophila is the source of this 720-nucleotide messenger RNA. RefSeq lists its product as uncharacterized. The transcript has a single exon. The record is from RefSeq and is a predicted model, not a curated record. Bases 1 to 720 code for a protein of 239 amino acids. NCBI's taxonomy places the organism in Eukaryota, Fungi, Ascomycota, Dothideomycetes, Mycosphaerellales, Teratosphaeriaceae.
AUGGCCGCCCGACCCGCCAUGCCCUCCAAAACCUCCCUCCCCCCAACAUUCCACCACCCCCACCUCGAAUCCUCCAUAACCCCAUCAAGAGCCCUCGAAAGCGUCUCAGCCUUCCUCCGCAAGAGCGAGCGCCAACCAUACCUCCACCCAGACUGCACUCUCUCGCGCCGCGGAAUCACUUUCUCCGCCGAAUCAGGUCCAACCGGCGGGCCCGCAAUUUCCAUCCUGCGCCGCAUCGAAGCGGGGCUGAAAGGCGAAAGUCUCCCCAUUGAAGAUGUGGAAGAAGCCAACGCGGAACUCGCACAAGCGGACGACGCAGAAGCUGAAUUGCCCGCCGGCGACGACUCGCGUCUCGACGCACUGCUUUCACGCGCGUCGGGGAAGGGUACCAAGCGAAAGCGCAGCGAGAUCGAGCAGUGGGCGGAGACGUCUUCUAAUGCUGCCUUGCCGCUGGCGGGGGCGGAGGAGGAUGCGGAGGGGCAGCAGGUGCUGGAAUUGGAGUCGUUUGCGAACACGCCGAUGCAUGCGUCGGACUGGCAGGCUCAAGAGGAGUAUGAGCGGGAGCAACGGCCGUGGGAGGGCGAGGUGGGCGAGCGAGAAGGUGCGCCAGCUACGAAGCAGAAUGGACGGAUACCAGAGGUGGAAGUGAAGGAUGACAGUGGGGAGAGCGAGACGGAGAGUGAGGACGAGGUUGAAGAGUCUGGAGAAGAGCACGGGUGA